Saccostrea cuccullata (small rock oyster) is the source of this 586-nucleotide messenger RNA. RefSeq lists its product as uncharacterized. The coding region runs from base 8 to 586 and encodes 192 amino acids. The record is from RefSeq and is a predicted model, not a curated record. The transcript has 4 exons. Lineage: Eukaryota; Metazoa; Mollusca; Bivalvia; Ostreida; Ostreidae.
AAGCCUGAUGAAGAUUGUUGAACAAGUUCCUAUUUAUGUAUUCGCCGGAUUUAUUUUGAAGCAGAUUCAGGGAGUGAAUGACUCUCAAUGUCACAACGAUGUUAUAAAAACAGCGGAGUUAGUGGAAAACUGUCCAGUUACUCAAAUAGAGAAUGAUAUAGCUACUCUGAGGAAGGCCUGUCACCUGAUACCGAAUGAAUGCCCUACUUUUGAAUACCAUUGUGUUGUGAACAGAUUUUUUAACGGUACAUAUGAGGUUUGCGCACCGAUCAAACAAAUUGUGUUGUGGCUGUGUACAGAAUUUAACAAAGGAGGUGGUGUUAUUCAAGGCAGUCAACACGAAAAAGGAUUCUGUAGAAGUUGUCCAGUUGUUUAUGAUUCCAAUAAAUCGUAUGAAUUCCCCGAGUGUUAUGAUCGAGUGAUUAGAGAUGUUGAAAAUAUUUCUAUAAAAAAAGAGUAUCAGGAAUUUUCUACUGGUUUUGUCAACACAGAGACAUCUACAGGAAGUACCACACCAGAUUCCGCAACUGAAGAGAUUGUCACAAAAAAGGACUACUACUACAUAUGGUUAUGUUCCAUUGUAUAA